Molecule: messenger RNA, 2949 nt
Organism: Aphanomyces astaci
Lineage: Eukaryota; Oomycota; Saprolegniomycetes; Saprolegniales; Verrucalvaceae
Product: acetate kinase, variant
Exons: 3
Coding region: 118-1077 (319 amino acids)
Biological process (GO): acetate metabolic process; phosphorylation
Molecular function (GO): acetate kinase activity
Source: RefSeq, a predicted model, not a curated record
GGGAGUAGGGGGACCCCUAUCCCUACCCCUCGCGUGCGCUUACCACGAAGGAAGUCCCCGCCGCAAUUUUGUGCAUCUUCAUUGCAACAUCGGUGGCACUUUUGAUCUUGCAGCAACAUGGACAAGCUCAAGAUCUUGGUGCUCAACGCGGGCAGUUCGUCGCUCAAGUACAAGUUGUUCGCGGAGAAGAGCGGCACCGCGCUGACGCCGCUGAUUUCCGGCAUGGUCGAGCUCGGGAGCCAGAAGCAAGUCAAGCACACCACGUACACGCCGACGUCCACCGUCAAGGCGUCGCUUCCCCCGGUGUCCCUUCCCGACCACAAGACGGCCCUCUCGUACGUCAUCGACUUGCUGACGGACUCCACCCAUGGCGGGUUGAAGCACAAGAACGAAAUCCACGGCAUUGGGCAUCGCGUGGUGCAUGGAGGUGAAGCGUUCCACGACCACUCGCUCAUCACCCCCGCCGUGAUCAAAGCGCUGGAAGACAACGUCGACAUCGCCCCGUUGCACAACCCCGCCAACAUUUUGGGGAUUCAAGUCGCGCACGAACUGUUUGAUUGCCAGCACGUGGCUGUGUUCGACACAGCGUUCCACUCGACGCUGCCCCCCGCGGCCUACUUGUACGGCCUCCCAUACUCGCUCUACCAGGACUACGGCAUCCGGCGCUAUGGGUUCCACGGCACGAGCCACCAAUACGUUGCGCAACAAGCGGCUGCGCACUUGGGCAAGCCAUUGGAAAAGAGCAAUCUGGUCACAUUGCACUUGGGCAACGGUUCGAGCAUGUCUGCGAUCCGCGACGGCAAAUGCAUCGACACGUCCAUGGGGUUCACACCCCUGGAAGGACUCAUUAUGGGUUCCCGCAGCGGCGACAUUGACCCCGCCAUCAUUCCGUUUCUCCAUUCGCAUGCGAAGCUGUCCAUUUCUGAAAUUGACACCCUCUUGAACAAGAAGAGCGGGCUCUUGGGGCUGUGCGGCGAGUCGGACGUUCGCACCAUCCAAGACCGCGUCGUGGCCGGCGACGCCCAGGCCAACUUGGCGUUGGACGUACGAACUGUUUAUUGUUUUUAUAUCAUAUGACGUGAUCAUCAUUAGGUGUUUGCCCACCGCGUGCGCAAGUACCUGGGGGCGUACGUGCUCCAGCUGUACCCGAAAGUGGAUGCGAUCGUGUUCACAGCGGGCAUUGGCGAGCAGUCUUCCGUCCUCCGCGAGCGCAUUUGCGCCAACUUGGCCCAUGUCGGCAUCCAAGUGGACACGUCCAAGAACGUUCCAGGUCCGACGUCUGGCGUGCGCGAGAUCCACGUCCAGGGGUCGCCCAUUCCCAUCUUGGUCAUUCCCACCGACGAAGAAAAGAGCAUCGCCGAAACCACCGUGCGCCUCAUCAAUUAAUCUAUCCCUUCAAGUAGGGCAAAGUCAUAUCAUGUACUAGUCGGAUUCGUCAAUCGAAGGAGAAACAAUAGGAUUAGGAACAUGCAUAUAUCAUCUAGCUAGUACUAGUACUAAAGUAGUCGUUGCGUAAAUGUCUAUUUUCGCUUUUUCAACGGGCGGCGCUUGGGGGUCGGCGUCUGUUGCGCCGCCUGGUCGUCCCGCUCACCCCGUUCAAUGGCUUCCAAGUACUCGUCUGCGUCAGCAAAUGGCGACUUGCGUUUGUCACUUGCCUUUUUCUUUCCUUUGCUCACGGACGGCGGUGGCGCGGCCGAUUCUUCGUCAUCGUCACCAAAUUGCACCUCAUUGUCAUCGUCGUCAUCCAGGUCCUCAUCGUCGUCAAACAUCAUGUCUUCGUCGUUCAUUUCAGCGCCGUCACCAUCAUCGUCGUCGUCACCAUCGUCGUCGUCGUCACCAUCCUCGUUGUCACCGCUUUCGUCACCACUCCAGUCGUCCAUGUCUGGAUCUUCGUCGUCGUUGUCCUCCAUGAUGCUCUCGGCCAACUGGUUUGCAAACGCUUCGUACUCUUCGUCCUCCUCAUCGGAAGCCAGCGCGUCGCCCGUCAAGUCGUCCUUUUUCUUGGUCGGUUUCGCUGGCACUCGCUUGGCGCGUUCUUUGAAAAACGUGUAAAAGAAGCGGUCCGUGUCCGCGACCGCGGCCUCGUCCUGCGCCAAAAAGUGCUCCGAAUGGACCCCCACGACGGCGUGCUUGUCGUCGCCGUCGUCGCCGCGACCCCCGCCGUGGCUGUACCGAUGCGGACCGUCCUUGGACUUGGGCUUCUUGUUGACAAACUUGUCGAAAAAUACAGACAGCGUAAAGUCGUUGAGCGGGUCGCCCUUGUACGAAAUCGCGCCGUCCACCAGCUGCUUGGCGAACUGCGCGACGGACGGAUGAUAGUGCACCAGGAACGGCUGCAGUUCCCACAAGCACGAGGUUUCCGCUCCUGCGUACAGGGGGUUGCGCUUUCGCGGGUCGUACGGGGUGACGACGACUACCCCCCCACUGACACGCUUGACAGCCGACCGGCGGUCGUCGUCGGGGGCAACGUCCAGCCCCAUCGACUUCAAUAAGGCCGCGCUGCGCUUGCGCUCGGCUUCCAAGUCCGCUUCGCCCUCGUCCUCCUCGGCGGGUACGGGGGCUUCCAACGCUUGGUCGUCGGAGGCGUCUUCAUCUUCCGCGGACGACUCGACAGUGUCGUCGUCCUUCUUGUUGUUGGAUGGCGGCACUUGAUCUUGGGUGAGGUCGUGCUCGGGCUGGUCAAUCAGCGCACGGAAACUCUUGUUGUGUUGAAGCAAUUCAGAAACGAGGAACAGCGCGGCGCAGCAAAACGCCGGCGGCAUCGUGAGCGACACUUGCAGCAGGCGCUUGAUCAUGGCAUGGACGCGGGCAGGGGACACGUCUUGCUUGAUGGCGCGGAAGAGCAGGUUGAGGAAUAGCGUGUGCUUGGACGUCGUGUGCAUCUGAUUCAAACACAGCAACACUUGUCAGCAUUUUAAUAGAAAAUAAAGAUACAGAUAAGUUAAGCAC